AUGCUCGCCCGCUCCAUCGUCUUCACCCUUUUAUUCACCAUUCUUAUCGUGGACGCUGCUCUUCCAAGGCUGCGACCUGCGAAGAAGGCUAUGCGAAACUCGUUGGUACGCUUCGGAAAACGAGGUGACGUGUCUGACAACGUUUUCUUAGGUGAGUCGUUCGGGCCAGGUGAAACAGAUGGUCUCUACUUCGAACGGGAGCAACCGAAAAUCCCUGUGCAAUACUCGUACUACUGA
Molecule: messenger RNA, 237 nt
Organism: Necator americanus (New World hookworm)
Lineage: Eukaryota; Metazoa; Nematoda; Chromadorea; Rhabditida; Ancylostomatidae
Exons: 3
Coding region: 1-237 (78 amino acids)
Source: RefSeq, a predicted model, not a curated record